This is a messenger RNA of Fusarium subglutinans, 894 nucleotides long. RefSeq names its product NADH oxidase. NCBI's taxonomy places the organism in Eukaryota, Fungi, Ascomycota, Sordariomycetes, Hypocreales, Nectriaceae. Gene Ontology annotation, molecular function: FMN binding; oxidoreductase activity. The transcript is spliced from 4 exons. The coding region runs from base 1 to 894 and encodes 297 amino acids. The record is from RefSeq and is a predicted model, not a curated record.
AUGGUUUCGGACCAGUAUCUCGGCAGCAAUCAAGACGUCGCAGUCACCGGAACCACAUCGAAUUUGCUACAGAGUUGGUUAGAGUGGACAGCUUCUACCAAGGAUCAGAACUGUCAUAUGAUUGCUCAAUUUGCUAUUCCGAUCAAUCUCGGCGAUAACACCGUUGCCAAGUUGAUCCGUAUGCUGGUAUUUGGAACCCCGAGGGCCAUGACACGGCAUGACAUGGAUGUUGUCAUCGCGCAAUUCACUCAAGCUGCGCAUCUGGCUUACCAAGCUGGCUUUCAAGGUGUUGAGGUUCAUGCAGCACACAAGCGCGUCGAACUAGUUCUUCGCAUCAUCCGAUCCAUCCGAAAAGAAGUCCCCAAGACAUUCUGCGUUGGUGUCAAGAUCAAUUCCGCAGACUUCAAGGAUGAAGAGGUAAUGACUCAGAUGCUACGACAGAUCGAGUUGAUUCAGCAGGAGGAAAUCGACUACAUCAAUCUCAGUGGUGGAUCCUUCGAAGACCCUCAGAUGAUGAGCACCAAAUCAUCCCUGCAGCCAAGUUCCACCAGGUCCCGCUCAAGUAUUCGCGAGGGUUUCUUCCUUCGUACAAGUGAAAAGAUUCGUCGCAAGUUUCCUGAUCUCACACUGCUUGUGACUGGCGGGUUCAGGAGCCGGAAGGGCAUUGCUGGAGCUCUUGAUAACAACGCCUGUGAUCUAAUCGGACUUGGGAGACCAGCUGUGAAAUAUCCAGAGUUGCCAAGAAAGAUCGUGUUCAAUGAGGAUGUCAGCGAUGAUGAAGCUAGAUUUGACGUAGAAUCUGCCCCGGCCGGUGGAUGGCUGGCUUCAAAGGUCCGCUCUGUUGGAGCAGGCGUUGAGACUAAAUACUGGGUGACGGCUAUGAGUAACCUCUAA